Molecule: messenger RNA, 3411 nt
Organism: Sorex fumeus (smoky shrew)
Lineage: Eukaryota; Metazoa; Chordata; Mammalia; Eulipotyphla; Soricidae
Gene: IGSF9
Product: immunoglobulin superfamily member 9
Biological process (GO): cell-cell adhesion
Molecular function (GO): protein binding
Source: RefSeq, a predicted model, not a curated record
GUCGGGGGGACCCCGGAGGUGGUGUCGGUGGUGGGCCGCGCGGGACAGGGCGCCUUGCUGGGCUGCGAUCUGCUGCCCCCCGCCAGCCGGCCCCCGCUGCAUGUCAUCGAGUGGCGGCGCCUGGGCUUCCUGCUGCCCAUCUUCAUCCAGUUCGGCCUGUACUCCCCCCGGGUGGACCCCGAGUACCUGGGGCGGGUCCAGCUGCAGAGAGGGGCCUCUCUCUACAUUGAGGGCCUCCGGGCUGAGGACCAGGGCUGGUACGAGUGCCGUGUGCUGUUCCUGGACCGGCCAAGCCCGGACGAGGCGGCCAACGGCUCCUGGGUGCACCUCGCCGUGAACCGCCCCCCUCGUUUCUUGGAGACGCCCCCCAGGGUGCUGGAGGUGCGGGAGCUGGAGCCCCUGACGCUGCACUGCGUGGCCCGUGGCAGCCCCCAGCCUCAGGUCACUUGGAUGCUUGGAGGACAGGACCUGGGCCCGGGUCAGGGCCCCGUGCAGGUGCAGAACGGGACGCUGCGCAUCCGACAGGUGCAGCGGGGCAGCGCGGGGACCUACUCGUGCCGGGCGUCCAGCCCCGAGGGCAGCGCCGUCCACAGCACCCAGCUGCUGGUGUUAGGCCCCCCCCUCAUCGUGGUGCCCCCCGAGAACCGCACAGUCAAUGCCUCCCGCGAUGUGUCGCUGGCCUGCCGGGCCGAGGCUUACCCGGCCAACCUCACCUACAGCUGGUUCCACGAUGGCACCAACGUCUUCCACCCCAGCCGCCUGCAGGCCCGAGUGCGGAUCCUGGUGGACGGGAGCCUGUGGCUGCGGGCAGUGCAGCCCGAGGACGGUGGCCGGUACACCUGCGUGCCCAGCAAUGGGCUCCCUCCACCGCCCUCGGCCUCUGCCUACCUUACAGUCCUCUACCCAGCGCAGGUCACCGCGAUGCCUCCGGAGACGCCCCUGCCCAUCGGCAUGCCCGGCGUGAUCCGAUGCCCGGCCAGGGCCAACCCACCACUGCUCUCUGUCAGCUGGACCAAGGACGGGCAGGUCCUGCAGCUGGACAAGUUCCCCGGCUGGUCGCAGGACCCUGAAGGCUCACUCGUGGUCAUGGUGGGCAACGAGGACGCCCUGGGGGAGUAUUCCUGCACCCCCUACAACAGGCUGGGCACCGCCGGGCCCUCGGCCAUCACCCGUGUCCUGCUCAAGGUGCACCCCCCGGCUUUCACAGAGCAGCCCCGGGACGAGUACUUCCAGGAGGUGGGGCGGGAGCUCCUCGUUCCCUGCUCAGCCCGCGGAGACCCGCCCCCCCGCCCCCCGUGGGCGUGAGUGGGCAGGGGGGUGCGGGCCCACGUGGACAGCAACAGCAGCCUUGUCCUGCGGCCGCUGACCAAGGAGGCACAUGGCCGCUGGGAGUGUUCGGCUAGCAACGCCGUGGCCCGGGUGACCGUGUCCACCACCAUCUACGUGCUAGGCACCAGCCCCCAUGCCGUCACCAACGUGUCCGUGUUACCUGUACCCCGGGGCGCGAAUAUCUCCUGGGAGCCGGGGUUCGAUGGAGGAUCCCCUCAGAGGUUCAGCGUCUGGUACACCCAGCUAGCCAGACGUCCUGAGCGCGCACACCACGACUGGGUGUCCCUGGCGGUGCCCGUGGGCACCGCACACCUACUCGUGGGGGGGCUGCAGCCGCACACUCCGUACCAGUUCAGUGUCCUGGCCCAGAAUCAGCUGGGCAGUGGGCCCUUCAGCGAGAUCGUGCUCACAGUUCCUGAAGGGCUUCCGGCCACGCCUACGGCCCCUGGGAUGCCGCCCACCGCCCCAUUGCAGCUCCUGACCCCACCGCGACGCCUGGUGGCCACCAGGACGCCCCGGGGGGUCCUCCUGCACUGGGAGCCCCCAGAACAGGUUCCUGAGAGACUGGACGGCUACAUCCUGGAGGGACGGCCAGGCUCCCAGGGCUGGGAGGUGCUGGACCCCGCUGUGGCCGGCACAGACACUCAGCUGCUCGUGCCAGGGCUCAUCAAGGAUGUUCUCUACGAGUUCCGCCUGGUGGCCUUGGCAGGAGGCCACGUCAGCGGCCCCAGCAACACGGCCAACGUGUCCACUGCUGGCCUGGAGGUGUACCCGUCACGCACGCAGCUGCGCCUCCUGCCGCAGCCCGUGCUGGCCGGCGUGCUGGGCGGGGUCCUCUUCCUGACCGUCGCUGUCCUCGUGAGCAUCCUCGCCGCCUGCCUUAUGAACCGGCGCCGGGCUGCGCGCCACCACCGCAAGCGCUUGCGCCAAGGUCCCCCGCUUGUCUUCUCUCCGCCCCGGAAGGCGGCCGCACACUCCGACCCCCGCCCGGGCACUCCUGACAGCGUGACCAAGCUGAAACUCCAGGCCUCGCCGGAGCCCAGCCUGCGCCAGAGCCUGCUCUGGGGGGAGCCCCGGGGGGCCCCCAGCCCCCCUCCAGACCCCCCGCCUAGCCGCGGACCCUUGCCCUUGGAGCCCAUCUCCCGGGGACCGGAUGGGCGCUUUGUGAUGGCCCCCGACGCGGGGGCCCCCCAGGAAAGGCCGGGGCCCGGCCGGGUGCCGCCUCCUGCCAGGCCCUGUGACUGCAGCAGCAGCAGCCCUAGUGGGCAGCCGCGGCCACUCUGCAUCCCGGACAUCAGCCCCGUGGGGCCGCCCCCGCCGGACCCGCCCGGGCCGCUGCUCCAGUUCCUCAGCCUGCCCUUCUUCCGCGAGAUGAACGUGGACAGAGACUGGCCCCCCUUGGAGGAGACGGGCCCCAGCCUGACCCCGGAUUACAUGGACACCCGGCCCUGCCCCCGCUCAUCACUGCCCCCUUCCUUGGACUCCCCCGUGGCCUCGCCAGGGGCCGCCCCGGAGCCCCCCUCGGGGGCGCUGGCCGAGUGGACGCUGCGGGAGCGGCUGCUCCCGAGUGUCUUCCCCGCCGCUCCCCGGGGCAGCCUGACCAGCCAGAGCAGUGGACGGGGCAGUGCCUCCUUCCUGCGUCCCCCGUCCACCGCGCCCUCUGCAGGGGGCAGCUACCUCAGCCCCCCUCCCGGAGACACGGGCAGCUGGGCGGGCGGCCCAGAGAGGUGGUCUCGCAGGGAACAGGUGCUGCCAGUGAGCAAGAGGAGGAACACAUCCGUGGACGAGAACUAUGAGUGGGACUCCGAGUUCCCCGGGGACCUGGAAUUGCAGGAGCCCGUGUCCUGGGGCCCGGCUGUCCACCGGCUGCCCCUGGAGGCAGCGUCUGAGCAGGGUGCGAAGACCCUCGAGCACGGCUGCUUCCCGCACCCCUCGCGGCCCCCAGGCCCCGAGGCUCGCUGUGCUGCCCUCCGGGAGGAGUUCCUGGCCUUCCGCCGCCGCCGGGACGCAGCCAGGACCCGCCUGCUGGCCUGCAGACGGCCGGCCCUGCACCCGGAACAGGCCACUCUGCUGUGAAGCCUC